GCAGCUGAUUGUUUUGACAAGGUGUCACAUUGCCUUGAUGGUCUAGAGAAAGGGUGGAUUCGUAUUGACGGAAAGCUUCAAUGUGUGGAACCGAGGGCUGUGGUACUUGGAAGGAAACGUAUAAUAGCAAAGUGCAACAAUAAGAAAAGAAUUACUGAAAAGCCGGAGGCCUUCUAUUAUGUUUCCAUCAUAAAAACUAUAGAGAUGCAGUUGUCGGGUUCCAGUGAGAUAUUGAAUAUGGUUUACGGAGGUUCUGUACUGCCCCGAGAACAAGGUGUGAUGGAGGACUUUACUGAUGCCACAAUUGUUCAUACCCACCCUCUUUUUUCCAUAGAUGACAGGUCACUCAAAAUACUAUUGUACUAUGAUGAUGUAAAUGUUGUCAAUCCACUAACAAACAAAGUUCAUAAAAUUGGAUUCUUUUAUUAUCAGUUAGCAAAUAUAUGUUGCAAGCAUAGAUCUAAAUUGAAAUCAAUUCAUCUAUUUGCAACUUGCAAAGUAGAUUAUAUAAAGAAAUAUGGCAUAGAUGAGAUACUUAAACCCUUACUGGAGGAACUGAAGAUCUUAGCAGGUGAUUCAGAUUAUGGAUAUCCCUUUCAAGUUGCUGGUGGGCACCUUUAUUUGCAUGGCUCUGUUCUGGCUUUCCUGGCAGAUACACCAGCUAGCCAGUCACUGGGUGGAUAUAAAGAGGGUGUUGGUGGAGCACACCGCAAGUGCCGUCACUGCAUGACAGAUUGGGAAACUAUGCAAGAGCAUUUUACAGAGGAGGAAUUUCUUCUUCGGGAUAAUGAUCUUCACGAACAACAGCUAUCUGACAUUGAAAAUGCUGGCUCACCAUUCUUAGAAAAAUAUUUUUCUAAACAAUAUGGCAUCAAUCGAAGAUCUAUUUUGACCAACUUCCCAGACUUUGAUGUCACUAAACAGUUGCCACAAGAUAUAAUGCAUAUCUUCCUAGAAGGAAUUCUCUCUUAUGAAAUUAAGUUUUUGCUGAAACACUAUUUUCAUUGUGGAAAAAUCACACUGGAUCAACUGAACACAAAACUCCAGAACUUCCCUUAUGGUUAUUCUAAUGUGAAAGACAAACCAGCACCCAUAAAACAAGAUAAUUUGGAAUUUAAAGACAAUAGUAACCUUGGCCAGAGUGCAGCGCAGAUGUGGGAGCUUUCAAGAAUUCUUCCUCUUGUUUUGGAAGACAUCACAGACGAGGAUAGUCCCCACUGGAAAUGCUUUAUGUCCCUCCUUGAAAUAAUGGGAAUCUGCUUUUCACAGAAGAUAAGCUGUAAUGCAGUUUUAAACCUUAAGCGAAUCAUAAAAGAACAUUUGACUCUUUUUAAAGAAACCUAUGGGGCAAGAAUUUUACCAAAACAACACUACUUAGUACACUUACCAUCUCAGUUAUUGAUGUUUGGUCCUCUCAUUAGGACAUGGUGCAUGAGGUUUGAAGCGAAACAUGCUUACUUUAAGGACAUUGCAAGGAGGCUUAAAAAUUUUAAGAACCUCCCUCUUUCUCUUGCAAAACGACAUCAGCAUAUGGAAUGUGCUGAUAUGUUACCAAUUGAUGAUGAUGAUCCGUGUUCUUUGUUUAAGAAUGAUUUUCACUUAGGAAAGGCCAAGGCACUAUAUGGAGACAAGGAGAAGGAUGCAAAGUGCCUUAUUAAACGAUUUUAUGAAACUGACCUUGAGGAAGUUUGCAUGUUUGAAUCAAACUCGGUGAUAGUUUAUGGCACACAGUAUGUCUGUGGGAAAAACAAUUAUUUGUUGCUUGGGCUGAAUGAUGAGGGACUUCCAGAGUUUGCAAAAAUUAUAAAAAUAUGGUAUGCUUUACAAAUGAAUGAUCCUUUUCUUGUAACUGAGGUUAUGGUGUGUCAAAAAUAUUGUGACAGACUUGGAGCUUAUAAGAUAUGCAAUUCUGAUGUUCCUCAAGGUUACCAAGUGACAAUACAUUCUGAUCUUUACAGCCACCAAGUAUUUCAUGCUACCAAUAUCAAAGGCAGCAUGUACAUUGCAGCAAAGGAAAAUUUUUUAGUUGCUGUUUAA
Molecule: messenger RNA, 2037 nt
Organism: Orbicella faveolata
Lineage: Eukaryota; Metazoa; Cnidaria; Anthozoa; Scleractinia; Merulinidae
Source: RefSeq, a predicted model, not a curated record